This is a messenger RNA of Indicator indicator, 1538 nucleotides long. It is a transcript of the gene TTI2, whose product is annotated as TELO2 interacting protein 2. The record is from RefSeq and is a predicted model, not a curated record. The coding region runs from base 1 to 1506 and encodes 501 amino acids. Lineage: Eukaryota; Metazoa; Chordata; Aves; Piciformes; Indicatoridae. The transcript has 8 exons. Gene Ontology annotation, cellular component: centrosome; nucleoplasm; cytosol.
AUGGAGCUCAGCGGCCUAGUGCAAGCCCUGAGGCUGGAGGAGCCACGGGACGAGGAGCAGCCGCCCCCCGCCGUCCCACCGGCCGAACAAGUCCUCCUCCAGAUCGGGCUGCUCUUCUCUGAGGGGCCCGGCGGUGCAUCCAGGGCCGCUGUGGUCAGAGACCUGGGUGCGCUCAUCGAGGCUGCGGAUUGCCGGUGGCUGUUGGGAGGCGUGAGCCCUGCGACGCUGGGCGGGUUGGUGGCCGCACUGAAGGGCUACGCAGCACCCCCAAAACAGGAGCAAGAUGCUGCGGAUCUCCCCAGCAAGGACAGUGCUUAUGCUGCCGCAGCUGAGAGAGCAGCAGAUGUUGGCUCAGUGUUUCUCAGCCUCCUUGCAAAGCUGGAAGCUGCCAAGAGCCAAGAGUCUCUGGGCAACCCCGUAGUGGAUCCAAUCCUACGCUGUCUGAUGGGACCCAUCUACAUCUUUUCUGCUACACACGUUGUGGAGAGGCCGUGGACAAACAGAAGGUCUCAGGCAGUGGCACAGGAGCUGCUGGAGCUGCUGGUUCAGGCUGCAGGCUGUGGGUCGGUGGCUGAAUUCCUCCGAGGAAAGAAUGAAGAUGAGGAAGGAAGAUUUGCAGCAGUGAUGGGGCUCCUGAAACAGGAGUUGACCAAGGACACCUGGAAGCAUAACCCUGCCACAAAGUUUGUGUUCUCCUGGACCCUGCCCCACAUCAGCCGGCCCUGGCUCAGCCCUCACCUGGAGCGUGUCCUGCCGCCCUCGCUGCUCCUCUCGGACGACUACCAGGAGGAGAAUAAAAUCCUGGGGGUGCACUGCCUGCACCACAUCAUCCUCAACGUGCCAGCUGCUGAUCUGUGCCAGUUCAACAGGGCUCAGGUUGUGUACCAUGCCCUCUACAACCAUCUCUACUCACGAGAGGCUCCUCUCAUCCAGGCAGUACUGCUGUGCCUGCUGGACUUGCUGCCCAUCCUGGAGCGAGCCCAGAGGCAGCAGAAGCAGCCCAGACCCAGCUCUCCCUGGCAGGAGGUGCUGCAGCUGGUGCUGACCCACAUGGAGGCCGAGCAUCGCCUGGCGCUGCGGAGAGUCUACGCCAGGACCCUGCCUGCCUUUGUGCAGAGACUUGGCAUCUUGAUAGUGAGGCACCUGAAGAGGCUGGAGAGAGUUAUCCUGGGGUAUCUGGAAGUCUGGGAUGGCCCUGAGGAAGAAGCCCGACUGGGAAUACUGGAGACACUGCAGUGCACCAUAGAGCAUGCUUGGCCCAGGAUGCCCUGCAGGCUCCCUGUGCUCCUCAAAGCCCUGCUGAAGAUGAUGUGGGAUGUGCACACUGACCAGGGGUCAACACCAGAGGCAGUCAGAGCUGCCUUGCUGCAGGGAGCCACUGAGUGCCUCAUCCUGCUGGAUCGCUGCUCUGAGGGGCAAGUGAAGGCCCUGCUGGAGGGUGUGUACAGCAGCUGUGAGGAGAACAGAGUCCGGGAGUGCAUCAGAAGAGUGCAAGAGGACACCUGAGUGCCCAACAUGCAGGUGAACAAGAGGUGCUG